Stylonychia lemnae is the source of this 828-nucleotide messenger RNA. The record is from the annotation of a GenBank genome assembly. NCBI's taxonomy places the organism in Eukaryota, Ciliophora, Spirotrichea, Sporadotrichida, Oxytrichidae.
AUGAAUGAUGAAUAGUUGGUUUUAAAGCUGUAUAAAAAUGGAUCUGUUAAUGACAAUACAGGUUCAAAGAUGCUGCGAUAAAAAUUAGGUGAUCGAGGAAAAGUAGAGAGCGAGAGAGUUACAAGCAAUUCCCCUGAUCCUAGAGGAAAUGGCUAGAAAAAUAUAACUCCUAGAAAAAGCGCUCUUAAUGUAGGAGGUGGCAAAGAAAGCAAAUACUAAUAACCGAAGGGUGUUAGAGACAGUGUUGAAGACGAUGAAAUUGAUUGGGUUUUAAAAGAUAAUUAACCAUAGCCUAGAAAGAGCAAAUUCGAUAUUUAAGAUGCUAGAGAAACAAGUCCUGAUGGUGGUAGCAGUGGCUUAAAGUUCCUUUAGGAUGACGAUAUCCCGACUACACUUGCCAAGAAGAACCCUUAAAUAGACAGGUCAUAAAAGAUGAAACAUCAUGACUAAACCGAGAGAGUUACCUAAAAGAGAUUAGAAACCAAUUUAUCUGAAGAACAAGAGGGCCCUACAGCAAGAUUCAAUCAUAAAUAGCAUGAUGAAGAAAGAAAAAACCAAGAUAUGAACAAUGAUAGCGAUCUAAUAGCAAAGAAUCUUAAUUUUGAUUAGACUAAAGGUAGUGAAAUAGAAAGUGAAAUCAAGGACCUUGGUUCGGAUAAGUAAAAUAUUAUGAAUGCAGGUAAAAAUCCUAUGGGAGAAACACAAUCUUCAUUAGGAAAAUUAAUGAAGGAAUUAGAUUCUGACUCUUCAAACAAGAGAAAAAAAUUGAUGGAACAUUAAAAUAAGCAUUCAAAACUUAGUAAAGAGCCAGAUUAUGAUAGACUUUGA